Macrosiphum euphorbiae (potato aphid) is the source of this 531-nucleotide messenger RNA. Lineage: Eukaryota; Metazoa; Arthropoda; Insecta; Hemiptera; Aphididae. The record is from the annotation of a GenBank genome assembly.
AUGCCAUUUGUUAGCUCAUUAAAUAGCACUGACGAAGAGACAAUGAUCCUAAGCGAUAACGAUUCUAAUAAUGAGAGUAUGGAUAAUGAGGUUAAACCAGUCAAAAAACCGAGCAAACAGAGUAAAAACAAAAAAGAAGUAAAAUCGAAUAAGAAAAAAACAACGAUUAGAAAAAAUAUUUCAUAUUUGGAUAAUAUUGAAAGUUUGCUAAAAAAUGAAAAAAUUGAAACUGAUAUCAUAAAUACUAUUACGGUAAAACAAGGUGAUAAUUUGAUAAAUGUUAAAUCUCCAACUAACGAUAAAAUUUCUGAGUACUGGACCAUCAGCCACUAUAAAGUGAAAAAUAUUAAGAAUGUUGAUAGCAAGAACAGAUGGAAAGAAGCUGAAUGUAGUCUUAAAGUAACGAUAACCGAUGAAGAAAAAGAUCAAGAGCUUAAGAAUAAUUUAUCAGAGGUCGUACAAACAAUAUUUACACGCUUUAUGUCUGAUCCUAAGAGGAAGAUAAUAAGAUCUAAAUUAUCAAAGAAUUAA